AUGGAUUCAAGACCUUCAAAGCCAUACCACGUCCAACAGCUCGUGGACAAUCCAGAUGCCUUCCCGCAUCACUCCUCUGUGAGUGCUUUGUGGAAUUUGAAAUGGAAAGGACUCGCUGUCAUGGCCGUGUAUCCAUUUGGUGACGGAAAAGCCGAGGACUUUCAAGAAGUUUUCAAUAACCUGAUCGAGGCCAGCGGGGAUGAUUACCAAGUCUUUUAUGAUCCAGAAGCUUACGCUGCUCCUUUUUUUCCAGUCGGCAAGAGGUUGCUCUUAGAAGCGCGAGCAGCGGAGAGCACGGAUAAAGCAGCGGCGCGGGACCUCUACCUGCGCGCCGCAGCCGUCUUUCGCAUUGCUCGCUUCCCUAUAAACCGCUCUCCUGCCUCUCAGAUGGCCUGGCAGUACGGCAAGGAAGCAUAUAUGGCUGCAUCUCCAUACCUGGACCCGCCAAACCAACAAGUGGUCAUCCCACAUACACACCGUGAUCACUCGGCUGGCGAUGGUGACAAUAUUUAUGCAUACUUACGAGUUCCCGACAAGAUUGAAAAGCCUGAAAAGGGUUGGCCGGUUGUCCUUUUCAUCUGCGGUCUAGACGCCUACCGUACAGACCACACGACCCGCACGCAAGACCAUGUUCACCAUGGAUUUGCUUGCUUGUCCGUAGAUAUUCCCGGAACUGGAGACUCGCCUGCCGCUCCGGGAGACACCUGUAGCCCUGAUCGACAAUGGAGCAGUGUCCUUGACUGGAUCGCCAGUCCUACGGGUGGUCAGAUGUACGAUUUAAAUGAGUAUAGAGUGAUUGCCCGCGGAGUUAGUACUGGUGGUUACUACGCUAUGCGUAUAGCACACACACACUCCAACCGCUUGAAGGCAGUUGUCGCACAAGGUGGUGGCUCACACCAUAUGUUUGACGAAGCCUGGAUACGCGCACAAAAUCAUAUGGAGUAUCCUUUCGCCCUUGCUAACGCGUUAGCUGCGAAGUUUGGAAGUUCCUCUGUGGAGGACUACAUCAACAGUAACCCCCGUGCUAGGUUCAGCCUCGAGGAGAAUGGCAUUUUUGAUAUGCCGUGCACCCGCUUGUUGGUAAUCAACGGUAUGGAAGAUAGUAUUUUCCCCAUAGAGGACAGCAUUCUGGCGUGCAGGCGGGGAAGGGUCAAGGAUGCUAGGUUCAUCGAUAGCACAGGCCAUAUGGGCAAUCCGGGGGCGGAGGAAAUUAUCUAUGAAUGGAUUGACGAGGUUGCCGGAAGGAAUUGA
Messenger RNA from Talaromyces amestolkiae, 1251 nucleotides. RefSeq lists its product as uncharacterized. The transcript has a single exon. The record is from RefSeq and is a predicted model, not a curated record. NCBI's taxonomy places the organism in Eukaryota, Fungi, Ascomycota, Eurotiomycetes, Eurotiales, Trichocomaceae. Bases 1 to 1251 code for a protein of 416 amino acids.